AUGGCGCCCAAGCUCUUGAGUGAUGACGCAUGCCGUGUGUGCGGUAAGGAGGAUGACGAAGAGUUCUUAAUGCUGUGUGACGGCUGCGAUCGUCCCUUUCAUACUGCAUGUCAUCAGGGAUGUACGUGCUGUAUGACCAAGCCACGCACUAACUUUGCACGGAAGCCGGCAGUGCCCGAAGGCGACUGGUUCUGCAAGUUUUGUGCCGGUCGUGUCCCUGCUCUUGAGGCGGGUAAACUGCCUGUCUCGUCUAUUUUUGUCUGGGGCGACAAUGAGGAUGGGCAGCUUGCACUCUGGGAUACAGAAGCUAAAGUUAUCUGGAAACCUACGAAGGACGUUGUACAUGAGAAGCUGUGUCACUUGCGUUUGUUGGAAUCGAUGACGGAAGAGAAACGCUCGAAAGGCGAAGGAAGAUUCUCGCAGAUCCAUGCAGGCGCUAACUUUAGUAUGGUAGUAACGACUGGUGGGCAUGUUUACACGUGGGGAAAUGGCGAGUUUGGACAAUUAGGUCACCAAGAGAACAAGAAUAAGAAAGUGCCUAAGAAGAUUUCUGCGUUAAGAGAACUAGAAGUGCCUGUUGAGCUAGCUGCAUGUGGUGGCGACUUUGUGCUCAUGACAACAAAAGACACUGGUGACGAUGACCAGUUCAACACUAAGAGACCGGGUGUUUGUAUGAGCAUGGGAUCCAAUUCUCAAGGGCAGCUGGGUGAUGCGUCCAACAAGAAUCAAUGGGUCCCGCAGCUUCUCAAUAAUGACGCGCCUGACCUAACUAGCAAGGAAAAUGAGGACAUUGAAGAGCCCGCAGAGUUCUUACUAGGUCGUGACAUCACGCAGCUAGCCACUGGUAGAUCGCAUGCUGUCGCCGUCGUUGCCGGUACAAAAGGGAUUUGGACGUGGGGUUAUGGCGAACGUGGUCAAAUCGGGCACCCAAAACCUGUGGAACCAGCGGGACAGUCAAAGUUCUUUUGCUCGCAAUUUCGUGUUCCCCGACCUCGAUUUGUCCAGGCUUUCAAGCACGAUACAGUCAAGCUGGUUGCGUGUGGUGCCCAGCAUACGCUCAUAGUCCUUCAAGAUGGACGUCUGUUUGCCAUGGGUGACAAUGACUCUGACAAGAAUAUGAAACAGAUUGGCUGUGGCGACGACUUUUCAGUGGCGCUCACGAGCACAGGUGAAGUGUAUUCGUGGGGUCGUAAUCAGCUCGGUCAACUUGGUUUGGGUGAAACACAGAUCAGUUCAUUGGACACACCGACUAAAGUACGCGAGCUCCCAGCCAUUCAAAAGCUGGCAAUCGGUAUCAAUCAAGUUUUUGCGAUUGAAUUUACCAACGAAACACUUCCACCUCCCAUUGUCCGUAUUUCUAACAAGAGAAGUGGUGCCAGUAGAAAUGCCAACGUGAAGAAAGCUAAAAGUAACAAGCAGAAAAAAAACACAUGA
Peronospora belbahrii is the source of this 1434-nucleotide messenger RNA. The record is from the annotation of a GenBank genome assembly. NCBI's taxonomy places the organism in Eukaryota, Oomycota, Peronosporomycetes, Peronosporales, Peronosporaceae.